UAGUUUUUUUUUGGAAAGGGAGGAAGAGUAGUCGGCAAAGCGCAUGCGUAGGUCGAAGACGAACGCGCAAGUCCGUACCGCUAGCAGCGAAUCUGUGUGUGAGUUUUUCUUUCUCUCCUCUUCUCAUAACACACACCUGCACCUAAAUCGCAGUCAGGGCCUUGUGGGAAGACGUGAGUCACUCCCUAUCGCCCAAACUAUUCUUUUUUUGCCGCCGCUGUUGUCGCUGUUCCCUACCAGCCCCGAGCAUCGUUGUGCACCGCAGCUAUGCGAACGUGAAGUCUGUCGACGUCAAGGAAGCGCAGACGAAUCCAUUUCUUCUUUUACUUUUCGUAGCAGUGAAUCUGUUGAGGUGAACAAGAAGCCCCACCGGAAUAAAUGCUCUCUCCACGUCUGGUGUCCGCUGUCGAGUGCGACUUGGCAGUGGCGCGGCAGCUCGCCUACUUCAGCGCGGGUUACUCCCCAGGCGGUCAGGAAGCAGCGGCGGAGGCGGAGCAGAUCGUUGUCGGUGGUAGUGGUGGUGGUGGUGGUGCCGUCCCCCAUGCUGUGGACCCAACCGCGCACGGCCCGCCUGCCCAUGCGGCCUCACCUAUUCGGGUAGCGGUGUCCAACCCCGUUCAGCGGCCUCGUCAAGGUACCUGCGCGGUGUUGGUGGAGCUGACGCGGCCGCUGACGUGGAUGUCGCACCGUGGACCACACCGUGGAUCUGGCGGCGGUGCCGGCACUGGUGCUGCGGCUAGUGUUAUUGCCGGACGGGCGGUGUCGAGUACAAACGCCAGCGCCGGGAGUGAGGUCUCCGCAGCCGGCGGAGCAGCGGUGUCGUUGAGUCACACAAGUGCAGCCAGCGGGUUUGCCGCCGCAGCAACGCCAAAUACGGCAAGUGCGUCUGCUCCCUCUGCGUCACCGCUCACAGCAGCGGCAACCGCAGCACCUCCUGCCCUGCCCCUUCUUGUGGCCACCGCCACCCUCGAAGUCGUCUUCCCAGCCCGGUACCCACACGAGCCCUGCCAGUGGUACCUCUCGGAGGAAGUCUCCUUCGGCGGGGUCGGCGACCACGCCACCUCCUCCUGGGCCGUGACGGCGAGUCAUCGAUCGGGCAGCAGCCGAAGUGCGGCCAACGUGUCGAGCUCCCCCCUCUCGAGCAGCAAAGCCGGCGUCUGGUCGGCCGGCUCCUCUUCUUCAUUAGGCGGGGAAGAGGGGCUGCCGCGCCGACUCGUUUCCAGCCGUCUUCUCAACGCCACAGCGUGCGAUGGUGCGAUGAGGGCAAACAGCGACGACGAUCCACUGGGUAGAGGAGCGGGGGGAGUGUCGAGCAAGCUGACCGCCUUCGUGGUGUCCGCCUUGGGCCAUCGACUGCUGCGGUGGAUUGCCGAGUCACGCGGCGGUGGUGGGAGUAGUGGCGGGGCAGGAAUGGCCUCUUCUCCGGCCUCGCCGACCAGCACUCCGGGGGCCAUCACUCGAUUCGCCCCCUCUGCCCUCCGCACUCACGCUCGCCACAGCGGCGUCUCACCAUUUCUGCUCGACUUUGCGUGUCUGCUGCGCUGCUGGCGUGCGGUGGAGUUGGACGUGCACCAUCUGCUGCUGCCUUCGCGUAUUGCGAUGGCCUACGGCGGUUGUGGCGCGCGGCUGCUGCGAGCGAUGAUGGGGACACACCUCAGUGGUGGUGGUGCAAACAACACUACGGCCGCGGUGGCAGCUUCGGCGGGGGGCUCGGGGGUCACUGCUGCUGCUGCUGCUGUUGCUGGCGUGUCUCUGUCGGCCAACGUCCUGGUGUCUCCGAAUAAGGUGCAUGCGGCGGGCAUCAGCAAUACGGUCGGAAGCGGCUGGAAUAGCAUCGCACCGGCGCCGGCGCGGGGCAGGGCAGCAGAGAAGUCGAACAGCGCAAGCAGCGUUGCAGGGAGUUUUCAUGGACCCGGUGUGGCUUCGUCCACCUUGGCCAACGUAAACAGCAACAGCAAUAACAACGGUAAAGGAGGCGUCAGCGCCGCACCACUCGCUGCGGCCGGCUCCUCCUUCUCCACCGCCGUCCCUGUGAGUCUCGGUGUCACAGGCGCUGCCGGCGUCCCCACCACGUCGACCAGCACCGGCGCCUCCGCGCUCUACCCGUACCGGCGUCGUGUAGUGAGGCACUUCCUAGCCGUAUUGCUUCCCCAAGGCGAUGUCGCGGUCUGUGGCCGUGUGCCGUCUGCUGGUGGUGGUGGUGGUGCGGGAGGGGCUGCACCGGCGCGCCGUGGCGUCACAUCAACGAGUACCACUGCGACCAAGGCGGGCGUUGCAACGGUGCCGUUGGAUAGCGUUCCGUUGUGUCUCCUGCCCCUGUACGAGCCGGUAAAGAACAGCCGAGACGGUGAAGCAGCGACUGGGACGCAGCGGCAGCCGAGUGAGCUCCCGCGGCGCGCCGCGAUCCCGGGCACGCUGCUGGGCUGCACCUCGCAGCUGAUGCGUGGCCAUGUGCUCCCCAGCUUCCUGCUCCCCUCCCACGUCCUGGGCAGCCCGUACAAGUGCGAGUGGGACGACGUGCGCCUCUUCACCGGCAAAUCCGCCGAUGCCGCCCUGCACGCCAACGCGAAGCUGGCGAAGGCGCUGCACCUGCCACAUGUCAGCGACCUCCUGCAGGUGCUCCGCCGUCUGGCCAAGAGCGUCGCGACGUCGGCCACCGAUGCUUUUUAUCUGGAGGAAGUGCUCUGGCCGGCUUUGAUGGAGACGGUGGGUGUGCUGCGUAGCGCACGACUACCCUUCUGGGCUGGGAUGGCGGUGUGCUCCCUGCUGCUGCCGAGUGUACUGGAGCAAGAAGAGGGGACGACGCAGCAGCAGCGGCGCCAACGAAGAGGUGGCACUCGUGGAGUGAUGCCUCCGCUACCUCCUCCUGCGCCUUCCAUGGAAGGAAGGAAGGAGAAAGGGAGUCGUGCGCGGUCAUUGCGUCGGUGGCAGCAGCGCUUCGCUGAACUCAUCGCGGUCGUCACCUACACGGAGCGCGUGCUGGCGGUGGCGCAGGAGUACACACUGCUGUGUGAGACCCGUCUUAUGCGGUGUGCGCUGCAGCGUGGGCAGCAGCUCCUUCACGACAGCUGUCGCUCCAUGGAAGAGAGACGGCAAGGGAGCUCUUCACAGACAACAGCAGCAGCCACCGUGUCGAGCGCGUGUGCGUUCCCUGCCCUGCCUGUCGAAGCUUGUCGACGGCUGCACGCCCCCCUCAGCGUGUGUGCCGUGUGCGGUCUCUCGCUGCUGCGUAACACCGUAAAGCAAAAUGCUGCUGCCACGGCAACUGUCAGUGGUGGUGGAGGUGAGGGGAGGGGGUUGGCGCGGACCCCCGCCACUGUCAGCCCGACAGGGAAAGAGGCAGAGGGACUCACGGCCAAAACCACGCACGCUGCGGUGCACGCUGCACUGCAGGAACGACGCGCCGAAGGCUGUUUGGUGGUGCAGUGCGCGAGGUGCGGGCACGGCGGCCAUGUGGAGCACAUGAGCAGCUGGUGGAACGACCCGACGGUGCACUGCUGCCCAAAGGGGUGCGACUGCAUCUGUGAGUAUUAG
This is a messenger RNA of Leptomonas pyrrhocoris, 3534 nucleotides long. RefSeq lists its product as hypothetical. The transcript has a single exon. NCBI's taxonomy places the organism in Eukaryota, Euglenozoa, Kinetoplastea, Trypanosomatida, Trypanosomatidae. The record is from RefSeq and is a predicted model, not a curated record. Bases 379 to 3534 code for a protein of 1051 amino acids.